AUGGGUCAGAAAUCCAAGGAUACGCUGGCUGUUCGACCUCAGAGCCGCGGUCGCCGCUCUCCGAGUCGUUCGCCCAAGCCAAAAAACCGCAAGCCUGUUCAGACACAGCCCUCCAGCUAUGCGUCAGACGGCGUCAAGGAAUAUGAUAUCCUCAACCUCCCCGCUUCCGACUACAAGCUGCUGGUACUGGUAACGCUGAUUGGCGCCGCCGUGCGUCUAUUUCGCAUUUAUGCACCUGCCAGCGUUGUCUUCGACGAGGUUCACUUCGGUGGCUUCGCUUCCAAAUACAUUAAGGGUCGCUUCUUUAUGGAUGUCCAUCCCCCGCUUGCUAAGCUCCUGAUCACGCUGGCUGGCUGGCUGGCUGGCUUCGAUGGAGAGUUUGAUUUCAAGGACAUUGGCAAGGACUAUCUGGAGCCUGGUGUGCCAUAUGUAGCAAUGCGUUUGCUGCCGGCCAUUCUGGGUGUCUUGACCGUCUCCCUGAUGUUCCUUACCCUCAAGGCUACCGGCUGCCGGUCUGUGACUGCGGUGUUGGGUGCUGGCAUUGUCAUCUUCGACAAUGCGCUCACUACCCAAUCGCGAUUGAUUCUCCUGGACUCUCCUCUGAUUUUCUUCACUGCUUUGACGGCGCUUACGUUCAACUGCUUCACCAACCAACAAGAAAUGGGACCGUCCCAUGCCUUCAAGGGCCCCUGGUGGUUUUGGUUGGUCGCCACGGGCUUUUCGCUGGGCGCUACACUCAGUGUCAAGUGGGUUGGUCUCUUCACUAUGGCCUGGGUGGGCUCUCUCACUGCCCUCCAACUCUGGGUUUUGCUCGGUGAUACCCGCACGGUGACCCCGCGACUGUGGUUCAAGCACUUGUUCGCUCGUAUCUUCUGCCUGAUUGUUAUUCCUCUUGGAUUCUACCUUGCCAUGUUCGCUAUCCACUUCAUCUGCCUGGUUAACCCCGGUGAGGGUGAUGGUUUCAUGUCCUCCGAGUUCCAGUCAACAUUGAACUCCAAGGGUAUGCAUGACGUCCCGGCCGAUGUUUCCUUUGGCUCGCGUAUCAGCCUGCGUCACCACAACACCCAAGGUGGCUACCUGCACUCGCACAACCACAUGUAUCCCACCGGUAGUAAGCAGCAGCAGGUCACUCUGUACCCCCACAAGGAUGAGAACAACGUCUUCAUUAUGGAGAACCAGACACAGCCUCUGGGUCCCUAUGGAGAGAUCGAGGGCCCGUAUGCUUGGGACAACCAAACCGCCGGCUUGAUCCAAGAUGGAUCGGUUAUCCGACUCUACCACGAGCUUACCCACCGCCGUAUUCACUCGCACGACGAGCGUCCUCCAGUGACCGAGGCUGACUGGCAGUUCGAGAUCUCGGCUUAUGGUUACGAAGGAUUCCCCGGUGACGCGAACGAUCUGUUCAAGGUCGAGAUUAUUAAGAGCAUGUCUGAGGGCGAGGCGGCCAAGACUCGCCUUCGCACCAUUCAGACCAAGUUCAAGCUUGUGCACGUCAUGACUGGUUGCGUUCUGUUCUCUCACAAAGUCAAGCUUCCGGAUUGGGGAUACGAGCAACAGGAAGUCACCUGCGCUCGCGGCGGUACUCUACCCAACAGCGUCUGGAUUGUCGAGUCCAAUGCCCAUCCCAUGAUGCCUGCGGAUGCCGAGAAGGUCAACUACCGUAACCCCGGUUUCCUGGGUAAGUUCUGGGAGCUGCAGAAGGUGAUGUGGACCACGAACGCCAACUUGGUCGAAUCGCACAACUGGGAUUCUCGUCCUCCAUCUUGGCCCACUCUCCUCCGUGGUAUCAACUUCUGGGGCAAGGACCACCGCCACAUCUACCUUAUUGGUAACCCCCUCAUUUGGUGGUCGACUACCGCUGCCAUUGGCAUCUACUUCGUUGUGAAGGCCAUCUCAAUCCUGCGCUGGCAGAGAAGCUGUGGUGACUACAACCACGUUUCUUUCAAGCGUUUCGACUACGAGGUUGGCACCACCGUGCUGGGAUGGUUCUUCCACUACUUCCCAUUUUACCUUAUGGCCCGUCAACUCUUUCUGCACCACUAUCUCCCCGCCCUCUACUUCGCCAUUAUGGUCUUCUGCCAAGAGUUUGACUUUGUCUUCAACCGAAUCAAGAGCCUGGGUUUCACCUCUAAGCCUAUCAUUGGAAAGGCUGUGAUGGCUGCCUUCCUUGGUCUCAGCGUUGCUGUCUUCACUUUCUACGCCCCCCCUGGUUUACGGAAACCCCUGGACCCAUUGAGUCAAUAUAUCACGAACAUGGCCCCCGUGGACGCAAUCCCAACCACCCCCGCCGUCCAGGCCGCUGCACCACCCGCCAAUAAGGCCCAGGGCCCCGUCGACGCCGCCCAGGACGAAGACCAAGCCGCCGUGACCGAGCCCAAGCUAUCCGGCUCCAUGGCCCGCGUCGAGUACCGCGAUCAAAACGGUAACAUCCUAGACGAAUCCCUCGUCUCCUCGCUCCGCGCCGAGGGCAAGGUCAAAUUCGAGACCCGCUAUGAAUCCAAGCGUCUCGAGAACGCGCAGGAGAUCCCCAUCGUGGACGGUCAACUUGCACCCCCACACCCUGACGUCGAGGGCCAGAACCCCCAGACCGGCUCGAAUGCGGAAGACUCGAUUGCUCCUGAGAGCCCUGCCUCCGUCGCCGGUGGUAAUGAGCGCUCGGCCGAGAAGCCUAAUGAGCCUAUCCCCAGCCCUGCUAGCGAGGGCAAUGAAGCUACUAAAUAA
Penicillium cosmopolitanum is the source of this 2721-nucleotide messenger RNA. It is a transcript of the gene pmt1, whose product is annotated as protein mannosyltransferase 1. The transcript has 3 exons. NCBI's taxonomy places the organism in Eukaryota, Fungi, Ascomycota, Eurotiomycetes, Eurotiales, Aspergillaceae. Gene Ontology annotation, molecular function: dolichyl-phosphate-mannose-protein mannosyltransferase activity. Gene Ontology annotation, biological process: protein O-linked glycosylation via mannose. The record is from RefSeq and is a predicted model, not a curated record. Bases 1 to 2721 code for a protein of 906 amino acids. Gene Ontology annotation, cellular component: endoplasmic reticulum; membrane.